AUGUACAAGAGUAAAUCAACAGUAUCGAAUAACCUCCGUAGUUAUUCUCGUGUAGCAAGAGGUCAGAAAUCUUCCCUAGCCGGUCUUUCGUACGUUAGCGAAAGGUCGAUUGCGGAAGGUUUUCGUUCUCCUGCUCACCCAAAGGUCGCCAACCUGGACUUUGAAGCUCGUGUCCCCGUCCCCUUCAGCGUCUUCCCAUCGACCUACCGCGAGGCGGAUACCCAGACAAACGUCGCUACCACCACCACAACCACCACCCACGAGGAGGUCGAGUUUACCCCCCCGAAGCCCGGACGGGAAGGUCAACACUCUUCUGGUUUUCACGAGGUUGGACAAGAAGAGGUACACUACACCCGUGAAGAAGACUAUCACCGCCGUCCCGGUAUCAAGCAGGAGCGUGAGCGUCACUACUACACCCAGGACGAGUUCCGACCUUCUCGACCCGACUUUGCAGAGACUCGUGUUGAGGUAGACCACCACCACCACUACACCGCCAGCCCUGUUGAUAUCGCUGAACGCGAGUAUCGUUCCCGUGUCCAACCCUCGUACGCCAUCGAGGGAGCCCACUACCGACCCGUCCAGCACACGACCACUACCCGUGUCGAGGAGUACACUGUAGAGCCUAGCAAGCCUAGCCGCGUCUACAGAGAAUCCGACCGAGCUUAUAUCAGCAAGGAAACCGUCGAGCCUAGACGCCUUACCACCACCAAGAAAGCCAAGAUGGGUUACUACGACGAGGACGGUCACUACCACUCGUUCCGCGCGGGCCUGCACAAGUUGGCUGAUAAGGUUGUGCACCCAGAGUCCCGCCACCACCACCACCAUGUCGAGCAGGAGCGUGAGGUUCGCGUAACCCGUGCUCCCCGUGCUCCCAGGCAGGAGGGUGCUCCUUUGGUGCCCAACACUGUCACCAUUCCCUGCCACCACAUCCGCAUUGGCGACUUCCUCAUGCUCCAGGGCCGUCCCUGCCAGGUGAUCCGCAUCUCCACCUCGGCUGCCACCGGCCAGUACCGAUACCUUGGUGUCGAUCUCUUCACCAAGGCCCUCCAUGAGGAGAGCUCCUUCAUCUCCCACCCCGCUCCCAGCGUUGUCGUCCAGACCAUGCUCGGCCCUGUCUUCAAGCAAUACCGAGUCCUCGACAUCCAGGACGGUGCCAUUGUCGCCAUGACCGAGACCGGCGAUGUCAAGCAGGACCUCCCCAUUAUUGACCAGUCCAACCUCUGGGACCGCCUCCAGGCUGCCUUCGACUCUGGCCGUGGCAGCGUCCGCGUGCUCGUCCUCAACGACGGCGGCCGUGAGCUCGGUGUUGACUUCAAGGUCGUCCACGGAUCCCGUCUGUAA
Messenger RNA from Scedosporium apiospermum, 1341 nucleotides. RefSeq lists its product as uncharacterized. Lineage: Eukaryota; Fungi; Ascomycota; Sordariomycetes; Microascales; Microascaceae. Gene Ontology annotation, biological process: positive regulation of translational termination; positive regulation of translational elongation. The record is from RefSeq and is a predicted model, not a curated record. The transcript has 5 exons. Bases 1 to 1341 code for a protein of 446 amino acids. Gene Ontology annotation, molecular function: ribosome binding; RNA binding; translation elongation factor activity.